Molecule: messenger RNA, 1517 nt
Organism: Rhodofomes roseus
Lineage: Eukaryota; Fungi; Basidiomycota; Agaricomycetes; Polyporales; Fomitopsidaceae
Exons: 1
Coding region: 369-1214 (281 amino acids)
Source: RefSeq, a predicted model, not a curated record
UGGAUCACGAUGGCAGUCACCUUGUACGCCAAACUGCAGAGCUUUGGCGGGGAUGUCACGUCUGUAAAGCCUGAGCGUAGAAAACUUGGCGCGGUCAAGUUGUCCUCAGAAUGCUUGAUAGUGACGCCGAUGUCGACUAUUUGCAAGGUCGCCUUCUGGCAGCCAACGGGGAGGUAAGAAGGGAGAGCUUGAUACGGACGCGACGCCCUGUGCCCUCGAGCAAGCCCUCGUCGAGCCUAUUAUAGGCAACGCCAUGCAGACUUGCAGUUAGAGUUUGUGCCUACGCACACGUGAUGAUGUGCUCGCAGUGACUAGUGAACACUGAGGCCGACCAGAGAAUCAACAGAGAGGACGAGGACACGCACAGGAUGUGCAGUGAUCAUCGACUCGGAGUCCUGAAGAACGGUUCAAGAACCAACCACGGAGAUCGCUUAAGUGAAGCGCCCGGGGAGGAGGAGGAGGAGGAAGGUACUGGGUUGGGGUUACCACGGCGCGCUCGCUCGGCAGCUCCUCGUCGUCCGUUGCAUCGAGCUCGGCCCCAAAACUAUCCUCAGCCAAAGCUUCCGCCGCGAAUGUCCCGUGCAGCGCAGACCAAGAAAGAAUGCAAUCUAUUGACAGAAAAUACGACACUGGAUGCAGUGAGAUUCCGACAAACAUGUGAAAGGCCGAUCCAACAGACUCCAGGACAGCGAGAGGCACAUAAUCCUUCACGCACCAUCAUUCUCGCCUACCUUCACAGUGCACAACUCCCUCAAACUCUCCCAGUCCGCCGCCGAGCUCGACUCUUGUUCGCCCGGGACCACGACCAGCGUCUCCAGUUUACCACGUCCGCUCAUACUUCGCACCGCCAUCUCCACUGCAUCCCUCAGCGGCUUGUCGAAUCCUCCGCCAGGGCAGACGAUCUCCAGGCGCGUGAGGGAGGGCCCGAACUUCGCUUCGGGCGCGAGGCAGAGCGCGGUCACGCACUCCUUAACAUCGUGCGCGGUAAGCUCGACGAGGCGCAGUAUGCGCAAGUUCCGCAUGGGCGGUGCAAGAAAGUCCCAACUACCGUGCGACAUGCUGAUCAGGGCUCCAUGCAGAACGAGCGUGUGCAGAGCGGUCAUUCUGGCGGGAACGCCCUCGAGAAUAGACAACGUAUAUUCCGGACGCGCGAAGGGGAGUCUGACUCUGAGGGUCACCUCGUGGUUCUGCAACGCUCGGCCAGUGGAGGUUGACGGGUUGUGGUCUGUGGAGACCUCCGCGCUGGGAGUGGCGUAGCCGGUGAAGACAAAUUGGUCGGGAGAAGGUGCAUAAAGCUCGAGGGUGUGUACCAAACUUGAGAAACUGUCGGUCUUGGCGCCGGCAGAGACAACAUUGUGUGUAUCCUGUAUGCUCUCAAUGGGAACCCUGUCGACAACCACGGCGGUGGUGAUCUGCUUGGUCGCUGCAGCUGGGAGGGAGAGACGCCGUAGGAAACGACUGGCGUCCAUGAUGGCCUGCCCAAAGAGGAGUAGACGGGCGAGAGCAGGAAGAGCAAU